Frankliniella occidentalis (western flower thrips) is the source of this 456-nucleotide messenger RNA. RefSeq names its product heat shock 70 kDa protein cognate 1-like. The coding region runs from base 123 to 422 and encodes 99 amino acids. NCBI's taxonomy places the organism in Eukaryota, Metazoa, Arthropoda, Insecta, Thysanoptera, Thripidae. The record is from RefSeq and is a predicted model, not a curated record. Gene Ontology annotation, molecular function: ATP-dependent protein folding chaperone; ATP binding. The transcript is spliced from 2 exons.
ACCGAAGCAGCGAGCAGCGGCAGCCAGCAACGACAGCGGACGCCCGAGAGACAGACGAGAUCUGCAACGCGACGCCCAGCUACAUAGCCUAUCCAGUGAGGUUAGGGUUUCGUGUAUGCGACAUGGCGGACAGCGGCGCCAACGAGGUCGUCGCCAUCCCGGCUGUCGGGAUCGACCUCGGGACCACCUACUCCGUGGUGGGGGUGUUCCGGGGCCGCAAGGCAGAGAUCAUCUCGGACUUCGAGACGGGGAAACGCACCACCCCGAGCUGCGUGGCCUUCCACGACCUCGGGUGCACCGUUGGGCAGGCCGCUAAGGAGCUGGCCUCCACCAACACCCUGUAUGGUCAGUACCGAGGAUUGCCCCUCCCCCCCUCUCCCCCGGAGCCAGGCUUGCCCUUGGGGAACAUUUUGGGAAUUUAAAAUCUUUGAAGAACCAACCGACGGGGUGGGUAGA